Messenger RNA from Hibiscus syriacus, 1291 nucleotides. RefSeq names its product protein phosphatase 2C 37-like. The transcript is spliced from 4 exons. NCBI's taxonomy places the organism in Eukaryota, Viridiplantae, Streptophyta, Magnoliopsida, Malvales, Malvaceae. Gene Ontology annotation, cellular component: cytosol; nucleus. Gene Ontology annotation, biological process: protein dephosphorylation. The record is from RefSeq and is a predicted model, not a curated record. Gene Ontology annotation, molecular function: cation binding; protein serine/threonine phosphatase activity. Bases 16 to 1257 code for a protein of 413 amino acids.
AAAAAAAUCUCUGAAAUGGCCGGAGUUUGCUGUGGAGUAGUUGCCGAGAGUGAAUCGGCCGCCGCGGUCGAUCAAACCUCGAAAUCUUCUCGUCGCCGGAGAAUGGACAUUCUUCCAUUUAAAUUAAUCUCCGACGCCGCCGCUUCAAUGCAAUCGGAGAACAGUAGAAAACGUCAGAAGCUGGAUCUCGAUCUCGUACUCCCGGUUUCUCCUCCUCGUGACAGUCGUUACGCGAUUGAAAACUCGGAUGCUAACGAGCUUAACGGAGAUCAUGAAAUUAAUGGAAGCUUAAAUUGUAAUGGAAUAGUAGGUUUAGAGAACGGAACGGAGCUGACGAAGUUCGGUUUGACUUCUGUUUGUGGAAGGCGGCGGGAUAUGGAAGACGCCGCUUCGAUUCAUCCGUCGUUGUGUAAACUCAGCUGUGAAGCUGAAAUCUCGUCGGAUAUUCACUUUUUCGGCGUGUUCGACGGCCAUGGCUGCUCUCAUGUUGCGAUGAAGUGUAGAGAUCGGUUUCAUGAGAUUGUUAAAGAAGAAAUCGAAGCUUGCGGCGGAGGAAAGACGGUGGACUGGAAGCUAACGAUGGAGCGAAGCUUUGACAAGAUGGAUAAGGAAGUUCAAGAAUCGAUGGUUGUAGCCGAAGAGAAUUCGAACUGCCGAUGCGAACUCCAAACUCCUCAGUGCGACGCCGUUGGAUCCACUGCCGUCGUAGCUCUUGUCACGCCGGAUUACAUAAUCAUUGCCAACUGCGGUGAUUCCCGCGCCGUCUUGUGCCGAAACGGCACCGCUCAACCCCUCUCCGACGAUCACAAGCCGGAUCGACCCGACGAGCUGCUCCGAAUCGAAGAAGCCGGUGGCCGAGUUAUUUACUGGGAUGGCCCUCGAGUUCUUGGUGUAUUAGCCAUGUCUAGAGCAAUUGGCGAUAAUUACUUAAAGCCGUUCGUCAUACCGGAACCGGAGGUGACAAUAACGGAGAGAACUAGCGAAGAUGAAUGUUUAAUAUUGGGAAGCGACGGCUUGUGGGACGUGGUGACAAACGAAACAGCUUGUGGGGUGGCGCGUAUGUGUUUACGCGUUCAAAAGCCAGCGUCGCCACCGAUGUUACCGUAUAGUGAUACGGCGGUUCGCGGUAGCGGCUUAGCCGAGAGUUCCGACAAGGCGUGUUGGGAUGCCUCCAUUUUGUUAACCAAGUUGGCCCUGGCUAGACAUAGCACAGAUAAUGUCAGCGUUGUCGUUGUUGAUUUGAAGAAAAAUCAAUAACUAUAAAUAAAAAUUUUAAUAAAUAAAUAAUUAG